AUGGGAAAUUAAAUAUAAGAAACUGGUGAUAUCAAGGGUGUUACAGACAUAUAAAAAUUUCCAAAAAACACAGAAAGUACAAUAGAUGAUAUCAAAGAUGUAGAUAUUCCUUAUCCUACAUUAGCUAUUUAUUAAGCAGCCUAAACUUAAGAUUAAAACAAAUACACAUAGGGAAUAAGAUCUUAUGAAUGUGUAACAACAGAAAUAGAAUUUUAAUAUCUAAAACUUUUGUCAUGGUAUAUUGAUCCUAAGUAAAACCAGAAAUAGAAAUACUGA
Tetrahymena thermophila SB210 is the source of this 276-nucleotide messenger RNA. RefSeq lists its product as hypothetical. The record is from RefSeq and is a predicted model, not a curated record. The transcript has 3 exons. NCBI's taxonomy places the organism in Eukaryota, Ciliophora, Oligohymenophorea, Hymenostomatida, Tetrahymenidae.